This is a messenger RNA of Leptopilina boulardi, 1748 nucleotides long. RefSeq names its product odorant receptor Or1-like. The record is from RefSeq and is a predicted model, not a curated record. The transcript has 5 exons. Lineage: Eukaryota; Metazoa; Arthropoda; Insecta; Hymenoptera; Figitidae. Gene Ontology annotation, molecular function: odorant binding; olfactory receptor activity. Gene Ontology annotation, cellular component: plasma membrane. Gene Ontology annotation, biological process: sensory perception of smell; detection of chemical stimulus involved in sensory perception of smell. Bases 545 to 1711 code for a protein of 388 amino acids.
AUAUUUCUCUGUACAAAUCUUUAAAAACAAUUACCACUUUUCACAGUUGAAUGCAAGUUUCAUUUUAAAUGCAUAAGCUACACAGAUAUUAUUCUUUGUCUGCAAUUAUGUUUCAUUAUCGUCUAUAAGUCGAGAAAUAUUAAAAAUUCCCUUUAUAAAAGUCUUUUCGCACGAAGAGUAUAUACAGCUCCAUUUAUAGAUAGUAUAAAGCACGACGUUAAGAAGGAAAGACAGAACAAAAUCUAUAUCAAACUAUUCUUCCUUAUUUUUUAGUACUAAUUCAACUUAGAGUUUAUUAUGCAUCUUUUUAAUCGAGCAAUUUACAAACAAUUUGAAUUCUAAUUUGAUACCUUACCUUAUUGCAUCUAGUAUUAGCAUUUGUUGCAACAAGUCAUAGUUUAAUUUUUUUUUAAUUUGACUGAUUAACAGUUUAAUGAUUGAUUGACUGAUUUGACAGUUUAACUUUUAUGCAAUAUUAAUAAAUUUUAAAGGAGUUUAAUUAACAGUGGAGGAAAAUUUUAAUAAAAAAUUUUGUUUAAAUAAAAUGCAAGAUUUAGGAAAUAUUAAAAUUGCCGAGUUUACUUUUAAGACAAUGUCUUAUAUUGGACUUUGGCGACCGAUGUCUUUAAAAUCAUUAUGGGCAAUUCGAAUUUAUAAUUUUUGCACUAUUUUUGUGUUAUUAUAUAAUUUUUAUUUUUCUUUAACUUUUUUAAUCCACCUUUAUCAGAAUAAAAACAAGGCAGAAAUUUUUACAGAAAAUUUAUUUUGCUUUACAAAUACGUUCCUUUUAGUAUUUAAAAUAAUAUAUUUGAACUAUCGUAAACAAGACGUGAAAUUUUUAAUGAAAUUAUUUCGACAAAAACAAAAUCUUCCUCGUAAUAUUGAAGAGAAUGCAAUUUAUGAAAGGUUUCAAGAUAAAAAAAGAUUCAUUGAACGUAUUUCCGUGACUUCUAGUUUAUUUGCAGUAACAAUAUAUUUAUUUUUACCCUUAAUUAAUAGAAAAACAAUUUCUUUACCAUUGAAUAGAUGGAUUCCUUAUUCUAUUAAUUCUAAAACAAUAUUUUGGAUGACCUACAUAAAUGAUAUCAUAAUUGGUUAUGUUAUCACUUUAUCAUACGCAUCAUUGGAUUCGCUGUUUACAAUUUUUAUGCAACAAAUUGGCACUCACAUUGAGAUUCUGAUUAAUCGUUUAUUGAAAUUGCAGAAUAUUAGACAAAAUAGUAUUAAAAAAACAGAUAUUUAUCAACAAGAGUAUAACCUUGUAAAAGAUUGUGUAAAUCAUCAUCUUCUUAUAUUUUCAAUGGAAAACAAAUUCAGUGAAAUUUUUAGUCUCCCGAUAUUUUUUCAGUUCUUCGUUUCUAUAUUAAAUAUUUGUACCACUUGCUUUUGUCUAACCAAAGCUAAAGCAAAUAGUGGAUACUUUUGGUUGAUAAUAAUAAUAAUGACUUGUUUUACAUCUCAAAUAUUUAUCUAUUGCUUUAUGGGUGAAGAAUUGACCAGAAAGAGUAUAUCCAUUUCUGAUGAAAUAUAUAAAACAGAUUGGACUACAUUGACAAUAAAAACAAAAGAAAAAUUAAUUUUGAUGAUGAUGAGGACAAACCGACCAAUACAAUUUACAGGCGCUUCAAUAGUUACAUUAUCCAUAGAAACAUUUUUAAAAGUUGUAAAAACAUCUUACACGCUUUUUAACUUACUAAGGCAAACCAGUUAAACAAUAUUAGAUUUUAAAUAAUUAAAGUAUAAAUAAA